UGACAGGAUCGACCAGCAGUAGCAGGAGUGCCGCUCGCAGCACACACACAAUGUCCAUGGGUCUGAUGAUGGUCUCGGCCAUGGCCGUGCUCUUGGUGGCGCUGCCCGGCAGCGCCGUGGAGGCUCGCAUGGCCUUUGAGAAGCUGACAGACUUUGACUUUCCGGGCAACACGUACUACAGCGUGAAGAAUCUGUCGCUGUACGAGUGCCAGGGCUGGUGCCGCGAGGAGGCCGACUGCCAGGCGGCUGCCUUUAGCUUUGUCGUCAAUCCGCUGUCGCCGUCGCAGGAGACGCACUGCCAGCUGCAGAACGACUCGUCGGCGGCCAAUCCAUCGGCGGCGCCCCAGCGCUCCGCCAACAUGUACUACAUGGUGAAGCUGCAGCUGCGCAGCGAGAAUGUCUGCCACAGGCCAUGGUCGUUCGAGCGGGUGCCCAACAAGGUGAUCCGCGGGCUGGACAAUGCCCUCAUCUACACCAGCACCAAGGAGGCCUGCCUGUCCGCCUGCCUCAACGAGAAGCGCUUCGUGUGCCGCUCCGUGGAGUACGACUACAACAACAUGAAGUGCGUGCUGAGCGACUCGGAUCGCCGCAGCUCCGGGCAGUUUGUGCAGCUGGUGGAUGCCCAGGGCACCGACUACUUUGAGAAUCUCUGCCUGAAGCCGGCGCAGGCCUGCAAGAACACCCGCUCCUUCGCCAAUGCCCAGCGCAUGGGCGUCUCCGAGGAGAAGGUGGCCCAGUACGUCGGCCUCCACUACUACACGGACAAGGAGCUGCAGGUGACAUCCGAGUCGGCCUGCCGAUUGGCCUGCGAGAUCGAGUCCGAGUUCCUGUGCCGCUCCUUCCUCUACCUGGGACAGCCGCAGGGCGCUCAGUACAACUGCCGGCUGUACCAUCUCGACCACAAGACCCUGCCCGACGGACCCUCCACCUACCUCAACCACGAGCGCCCUCUCAUCGACCACGGCGAGCCCAUUGGCCAGUACUUUGAGAAUCAGUGCGAGAAGUCCGCCGCCGGCCCCGGCUCACCGCCGGGCACCCUGGACAAGAUCGACACGCUGCCCGUCAGCCUGGACACCAUCGAGGAUCCCAAUCUGACCAAUCUCACCCGCAACGACGUCAACUGCGACAAGACUGGCACUUGCUACGAUGUUUCUGUGCACUGCAAGGACACUCGGAUCGCCGUGCAGGUGCGCACCAAUAAGCCAUUCAAUGGCCGCAUCUACGCCUUGGGGCGCUCCGAGACGUGCAACAUCGAUGUGAUCAACUCGGAUGCCUUCCGCCUCGAUCUGACCAUGAUCGGACAGGACUGCAACACUCAGAGCGUGACUGGCGUCUACUCGAACACUGUGGUGCUGCAGCAUCAUAGCGUGGUGAUGACCAAGGCGGAUAAGAUCUACAAGGUGAAGUGCACAUACGACAUGAGCUCGAAGAACAUUACGUUCGGCAUGAUGCCCAUCCGUGAUCCGGACAUGAUUCACAUCAACUCGUCGCCGGAGGCGCCACCACCAAGGAUUCGCAUUUUGGAUACGCGCCAGCGCGAGGUGGAGACGGUGCGCAUUGGCGAUCGCCUCAACUUCCGCAUCGAGAUACCCGAAGACACUCCUUACGGCAUCUUUGCACGCUCGUGUGUGGCCAUGGCCAAGGAUGCGCGCACCAGCUUCAAGAUCAUUGAUGACGAUGGCUGCCCCACGGAUCCGACCAUCUUCCCGGGCUUCACCGCCGACGGCAAUGCCCUGCAAUCGACCUACGAAGCUUUCCGCUUCACCGAGAGCUACGGCGUCAUCUUCCAGUGCAAUGUCAAGUACUGCCUCGGCCCCUGUGAGCCGGCUGUCUGUGAAUGGAACAUGGAGUCAUUCGAGUCGCUGGGCAGAAGGCGUCGUCGCUCGAUCGAUAGCAAUGACUCGAAGAACACCACCAUGAACAUCUCGCAGGAGAUUCUGGUCCUGGACUUUGGCGAUGAGAAGCGCGAAUUCUUCAAGGCAGAUCCCAGCACAGACUUUGCCAAAGACAAGACUGUGACCAUCAUCGAACCCUGCCCCACGAAGACGUCGGUGCUGGCGCUGGCUGUGACCUGUGCGCUGAUGAUUCUCCUCUACAUCUCCACCCUGUUCUGCUACUACAUGAAGAAGUGGAUGCAGCCCCACAAGAUCGUAGCAUAAGUCCGACAGAGAGAGA
Drosophila subobscura is the source of this 2175-nucleotide messenger RNA. RefSeq lists its product as uncharacterized. NCBI's taxonomy places the organism in Eukaryota, Metazoa, Arthropoda, Insecta, Diptera, Drosophilidae. The record is from RefSeq and is a predicted model, not a curated record. The transcript has 6 exons. Bases 51 to 2159 code for a protein of 702 amino acids.